Diorhabda sublineata is the source of this 3993-nucleotide messenger RNA. RefSeq names its product zinc finger protein 808-like. Gene Ontology annotation, biological process: regulation of transcription by RNA polymerase II. NCBI's taxonomy places the organism in Eukaryota, Metazoa, Arthropoda, Insecta, Coleoptera, Chrysomelidae. Gene Ontology annotation, molecular function: RNA polymerase II cis-regulatory region sequence-specific DNA binding; DNA-binding transcription factor activity. The transcript has 5 exons. The record is from RefSeq and is a predicted model, not a curated record. Bases 82 to 3993 code for a protein of 1303 amino acids.
CGUAAGUUCAGAAAGUUUGAUACUCAAAUUUGGAAUAUUUUUUUUGCUUAUGAAAUUAAUACAAUCAUAUACUAAUUGAAAAUGGCGCAAAAAGUUGUUAAGGACGAAAUAAUUGUUAGUGAUAAUUUUGUUUGCAAUAUAGAGCAAAACUCGAUUGAAGAAGUACUGAAACUAAUGCCAAAUAAAAAAAUAAAAAGUGAAGAUUCAAUUAAACAAGAAAUAAAUGAUGAAUCAAAUACAGCUGAACUACAAAAAAUAGUUAAGGAUAUUAUCAAAACUCCAAACAUGAGAGACAUGCAAAAAAAUUUGAAAGUUAACCAUAAAAGACAAAUUAAAUUUAAAGUUACAGAACUGCUAAGAAAUGGAAAACAUGUCAAACCAAAUGCUAUGGGGUUGAUGAUAUGUCUAUAUUGUGGAAAUGUAUAUACUAAACAACUAGAAUUUUUAUAUCAUUUUCCUACAAACCAUUGUAUAAAACGAAAUGAAUUAUAUAGCAUUAAAUUUUAUGACAAAAACAGGAGUUAUAUCAAAAGGGGAAUUACGAGUAUUCCAAAAAAUCUUGAUGAAUGUGAAGUCUCCAGAAGGGAAUUGACAGAAGAGUUUAAAGAUAGUUGGAAUACUUAUGGAAAUGAGGAUUUCAGGCUCUUGGUAAAGGAGAGUGAUUUAAAUAGUUCUGUAAAAAGUGAAAAGUUGUUCAAAUGUUGGAUAUGUCCGAAAACUUUUUCACAUAAAAGCAGUUUAAAUAGACAUUUGCGUAGUCACUCCGGAAAAAAGCCGUUCAAAUGUGACAUUUGUUUGAAAAUAUUUUCACAAAAAUGCCAUUUAAAUUCUCAUAUGUUUGGUCACACAGGGGAAAAGCCUUUUAAAUGUAAUAUUUGCUUUAAACAGUUUUCACAAAAAAAUAAUUUGAAUUCACACAUGCUUAGUCACACAGGUGAAAAGCCUUUCAAAUGUGAUGUUUGUUUGAAAGCUUUUUCACAUAAAAGCAAUUUAAAUUCACAUAUGUUCAAUCACACUGCGAAAAAGCCUUUUGAAUGCCACAUUUGUUUGAAUUCGUUUUCACAAAAAAUAAGUUUGAAAUCACACAUGCUCAGUCACACAGGGGAAAAGCCGUUCAAAUGUGACAUUUGUUUGAAAACGUUUUUUCACAAAAGUCAUUUGAACACACAUGUUCUUAGUCACACAGGAGAAAAACCUUUUAAAUGUGACACAUGUUCGAGGCAGUUUUCUCAGAAAAGUAAUUUAAAUUCACACACACGUUGUCAUACGGGUGAAAAACCAUUCAAAUGUGACGUUUGUUCAAAGUCAUUUUCACAAAAAGGUCAUUUAAAUUCACAUUUGGUAAGUCACACAAGGCAAAAGCCUUUCAAAUGUAAAAUCGAUACUACUGACAAUGUCGACACAGGAAUAAAUGAGGAUUCGAAGAAAGCAAAUGGAUCAACACUCAAAUGUAACAUUUGUUUGAAAACAUUUUCACAUAAAAGUAAUUUAAACAGACAUUUUUUGAGUCAUACAGGAAAGAAGCCAUUCAAAUGCGACAUUUGUUUGCAAAGUUUUUCAAGGAAAACUGUUUUAAAUACGCAUGCGCUUCUCCAUACAGGAGAAAAGCCUUUCAAGUGCGACCUUUGUUUGAAAGCUUUCACACAGAAAAGCAAUUUAAAUUCACACAUGAUUAAUCACACAGGAGAGAAGCCUCACAAAUGCGAUAUUUGUUUGAAAAAGUUCACGCAAAAAAGUCAUUUAAACACACAUAUGACGAGUCAUACAAGAGAAAAGCCUUUCAAUACAAAUUUUCACAAAAAACAAGUUGUAAAACUCAGUAUUCUCAGGAAAUAUGCAAAAAGGGUAAUCGAAAUAGCUGAACAUGACUUGAAAGUGGAGUUGAAACAUAUCGAAAUUGAUAAUAGUAUAUCAGAGCACAAGGUCCAAAUUCUUAGCUCAAAUAAACAUUUACAAAGUCAUACAGGAGAAAAGCUAAUCAGAUGUAAGAACAGGCUUUCUGUAAAAUUACCUAACGGUUUAGUGGAUAUGGAACAGAAAGUUUUUAAGGCAGAAAUCGAUAUACAGGAAAAUUUUCUUUCGGUAGUUAAACAAGAGCCGAUUGACAAAGUUUCUACGAUUAAAAUUCAAAAUGAAAAAAAUAGUAUACAUCCAAUGAAACAAGAAAAAAAUGAUUCAAAUACAUUCGGAGUAGUUGAAAAGUUAAUAUAUGCUGCUAAAUCAAGAAGGAAUCUUAGAAACAAACUAAAAUAUUUAAAAUUUAUUCAUGGUUGGUUAUUCAAAUUAAAAAUUACAGGACAGCUUAGAAAUGACAAAUAUAUUAAACCAAUUGCAGGAGUCGUAAUAUGUGGAUCUUGUGGAAAUUUAUAUAUAAAUAGAGUCGAAUUUUUAUGCCACUUUUAUACAACUCAUUGUAUAAAAUGGAAUAAAUUAUAUAAGAUUAAAUCUCACAAUAAAAAACGAAAUAAAAUCGAAAGAAAAAUCUUCCAUACAGACUUUUGUAGAAAUCUUAAAGAUGAAAUUGAAGUUAUUGAUGAUGAAUUGAAAUUAGAGUUCCAGGAAACUAAAUGUCAAUCCAACUUUAAUGAUAAUUCGAAUUUUCCAAAUAAAAAUGAUUCUAAUGAACAUUCGAAUACUCGCAGAAGAGAAAAACCAUUCAAAUGUGACAUUUGUUCAAAAUCUUUCACUAAGAAAAAAAAUUUAAACACACAUUUGCAUAGCCACGAAAAGUUAUUCAAAUGUGACAUUUGUUCAAAAUAUUUCUCACAGACAAAAUCUCUGAACAUACAUUUACGUAUUUAUCAUAAUAAAAAUCCAUUUAAAUGUCACAUUUGUUUGAAAUAUUUCUCACAGAAAAGUGUAUUGGAAAACCAUUCGCAUAUUUACCACAAUAAAAAUCAAUUCAAAUGUCACAUUUGUUCAAAAUAUUUUUCACAAAAAACUAAUUUGAAUAGACAUUUGCGUAUUCACAGAGGAGAAAAGCAAUUUAAAUGUGACGUUUGUCCAAAAACUUUUUCUCAAGAGAGCAAUUUGGAAAUGCAUUUGUGUAGUAAAGCAGAAGAGCCUUUCAAAUGUGAUGUAUGCUUGGAUACUUUUUCAAAAGGUAUUCAAUUGAUUACACAUUUGCGUAGUCACACAGAAGUGAAGCUAUUCAAAUGUAACAUUUGUUCGAAAACUUUUCCACAGAAAAAUAAAUUAAAUCAACAUUCUCAUAUUCACACGGGAGAAAAGCCAUUCAAGUGUGAUGUUUGCUCAAAAACUUUCUCAAAUAAAAAUAAAUUGAAUGAACAUUUUCGUAUUCAUACUGGGGAGCGGCCAUUCAAAUGUGAAAUAUGCUUCAAAACUUUUUCGAAAGGAAUCCAAUUGAUUAGACAUUUGCAUAAUCACACAGGUGUGAAGCUUUUCAGAUGUGAUAUUUGCUUGAAAUCCUUUUCACAAAAACAUAAUUUGAAGGUACAUUUGCGUAGUCACACAGAGGAAAAACCUUUCAAAUGUGAUAUAUGUCUGAAAACUUUCUUAUAUAAAAGUCAGUUGAACACACAUUAUCGUUUUCACACUGGAGAAAAACCAUACAAAUGCGACAUUUGUUGGAAAACUUUUCCAAUUAAAGGUCAUUUGAAAGUUCAUAUGUACAUUCACACAGGAAAAAAUCCAUUCAAAUGUGACAUUUGUUCAAAAGAUUUUCCAAGGAAAAUCAGUUUAACCAGACAUAUGCGUACCCACACUGGAGAAAAACCAUUUAAAUGUGAUGUUUGUUCAAAAACUUUCUCGCAGAACAUUCAUUUGAAAACACAUUCUCGUAUUCACACUGGGGAAAAGCCAUUCCAAUGUGACAUUUGCUCAAAAACUUUUGCACGGAAAGGUAAAUUAAGUGCUCAUUAUCAUAAUCACACUGGUAAAGAGACAUUUCAAUGUGAUGUUUGUUUAAAAACUUUCUUACAAAAAAAAAGUUUGAAUAAACAUUUUAACAGUCACAACAUUAAACUGACAUAA